AUGUCUUCAAUAGACGAAAAUAAUUGUAAAGCAAUGAAUGGUUGGUUUCAAGUUCUACAAGAGAAAGUAGUUUUUAUUGUUGGCGCUGCCGGUGGGAUUGGCUCGGCUAUUUGUCAAGUAUGUGUGUCACAAGGUGCUCGAGUAGUUAUAGCUGAUGUCGAUAAAGUAGCUGCCGAUCAACUUUUGAUGAAACUUCGAGGUGAUAAUGAGCAAAUCGCUGAUCGAUUGAUCAGUUUACAACUAGAUGUUACUGAUGAGCAAGCUAUUGAAAAAGCAGUACAAGCUGUUGUAGACAAAUGGAAUACCAUUAGUGUUCUGAUUAAUUUAGCUGCUGUCUUUGUUUUUGGUGAGGUUGAAAACAUUUCCGCUGCUGAUUGGUCACGAAAUUUCGAUGUUAAUGUUCGUGGCUAUGCUCUCUUGGUUAAAUACAUUGCUCCUAUCAUGAAAAAACAAAGAUCAGGUUCGAUUAUUCAGUUUGGUAGUAUUAGUGGCGUAGUCGCUCAAAUUCCUUUUCUUCCCUAUGGUGCUGACAAAGCCGCUGUUAUACAAAUGACUAAAAAUCUAGCAGCAGAUCUCGGUGCAUUCAAUAUUCGAUGUAACUCAAUAUCUCCCGGUUUAGUUGGUAAGUCAUCCGAAACGUCGUCUUCAUCAGACAACCUUAUUCGUGUUUUAGUUACACCACCAGUAGUUACUUUAGCAACGGCAAAUGGACUUUCUAUCGAGAAUUUUACUCACAAUAUCGUCAAAGAUCAAUGUCUAAAACGAGCAGCUUUGCCAGAAGAGAUAGCUAAUUUAGUUGUCUUUCUUGCCUCAGAUCUGUGUCCGUUUAUCACCGGUGCGAAUAUCGUUGCAGACGGAGGCUACACAAUCGUAUAG
Messenger RNA from Adineta ricciae, 876 nucleotides. The record is from the annotation of a GenBank genome assembly. Lineage: Eukaryota; Metazoa; Rotifera; Eurotatoria; Adinetida; Adinetidae.